Molecule: messenger RNA, 3202 nt
Organism: Drosophila willistoni
Lineage: Eukaryota; Metazoa; Arthropoda; Insecta; Diptera; Drosophilidae
Gene: Cbp80
Product: nuclear cap-binding protein subunit 1
Exons: 8
Coding region: 168-2570 (800 amino acids)
Biological process (GO): mRNA export from nucleus; nuclear-transcribed mRNA catabolic process, nonsense-mediated decay
Cellular component (GO): nucleus; nuclear cap binding complex
Molecular function (GO): mRNA binding; RNA cap binding; protein binding
Source: RefSeq, a predicted model, not a curated record
GCAUAGUUCAUCACUGUUGAAAUUGCGUCCCUCCACCGCGAGUUGGAAAAUUGUGACGGCGAAAAAAUUAGCGUUUCUUCCCUCUAACUGAAACACCGCAAAGGAAGCUGAUAAUAGCCACGUUUGCCUACCGACAAAGAGGGAACCACAAAUUCACAGAUUGAACCAUGAGUCGUCGACGUGCCCACGACACUGAGGAUGAGGGCUAUGACCACAGGCGUAACAAACGUCGGAGGGUGUCCGAGAACCAGGAAAUUGAGGACAGGCUAGAGUCGCUUAUAUUGCGAGUCGGUGAGCGUAGCACUUCGUCUGUAGAAUCGAAUCUCGAAGGCUUAGUUUCGGUGCUGGAAGCAGAUCUGGGCACAUUCCGAUUAAAGAUUUUACGCAUUCUGUCCGACUGUGCGGUCCGGAUGCCAGAGAAAUGUACAGUGUACACAACAUUAGUAGGCCUGUUGAAUGCCAAGAAUUAUAAAUUCGGUGGUGAGUUUGUUGAUCACAUGGUCAAGACAUUUAAGGAGUCGCUGAAACUGUGCCGUUGGGAUGCCGCCCGAUAUUCGUUGAGGUUUCUCGCUGAUUUGGUUAAUUGCCAUGUGAUCUCGGCCACCAGUUUGUUGCAAUUACUAGACACCAUGAUUGAUGUGUCCAAUGAGGAUACAGUACCACAAGUGCGUCGCGAUUGGUUCGUAUUCGCUGUCCUAUCCACUCUGCCUUGGGUGGGACGGGAUCUGUACGAAAAGAAGGAAUCUGCUCUGGAAUCGCUAUUACUACGAAUUGAAGUCUAUCUAAAUAAGCGCUCAAAGAAGCACCAUAAUGCCUUAAGAGUCUGGUCAUCGGAUGCACCGCAUCCGCAAGAGGAGUAUUUGGAUUGUCUGUGGGCUCAGAUACGUAAAUUGCGUCAGGAUAAUUGGGCCGAAAAGCAUAUACCGCGACCAUAUCUCGUCUUCGAUUCAAUACUGUGUGAGGCAUUGCAGCAUAAUUUGCCACAAAUUAUACCACCGCCGCAUCAUGAUGCCUUCGAGUAUCCCAUGCCCUGGGUAGUCUAUCGCAUGUUUGACUACACAGAUUGCCCGGAUGGGCCAAAUUUACCAGGUGCUCAUUCGAUCGAACGGUUUCUCAUCGAAGAGCAUCUGCAUCACAUCAUUGAGACACAUCAUUACGAGCGCAAAGAUUGUGCUGCACAAUUGCUUAACUUUCCAUUUAAGCAUAAAAUUCCAUUGGAAUAUUGCAUUGUUGAGGUGAUCUUUGCCGAGCUAUUUCAUAUGCCAACACCAAGAUAUCUGGAUAUUUGCUAUGGCUCCAUUUUGAUUGAACUCUGCAAGCUCCAGCCGGGAACUCUGCCUCAGGUUUUGGCCCAGGCCACAGAAAUUCUAUUCAUGCGGAUCGAUUCAAUGAACACUUCAUGUUUUGAUCGUUUUGUCAAUUGGUUUUCCUACCAUUUAAGUAACUUUAAGUUUACCUGGUCAUGGGAUGAGUGGGACAGUUGUUUGCUUCUCGAAGCUGAGCAUCCACGUCCAAAAUUCAUACAGGAAGUGUUGCAGAAGUGCCUAAGGUUAUCGUAUCACCAGCGAAUCACUGAGAUGAUGCCAACUACUUAUGCCAAGCUCAUACCAUUAACACCCGUGCCCAAUUAUAAGUAUGCCAAUGAAGAAGCAGCAAAUCUACCAGGAACCACAGUGGCCCAUCAACUGGUGGUGGCCAUCAGACAAAAAUGUACACCAGAGGAGGUGGUCAAUAUAUUGAAAGAGAUCCCAAGCAGCGGCUACAGCGGCGAAGAGAUGUCCGAUGGCAGUUUCAAUGCCCUGAAAAUUGAUGUAUUCGUUCAGACACUGUUGAACCUGGGCUCAAAAUCAUUUUCGCAUAGUUUUGCUGCCAUCUCGAAAUUUCAUGCGGUAUUCCGUGCACUGGCCGAGACCGAAGAGGCUCAAAUUUGCAUAUUGCACAAUAUAUUUGAGCUCUGGUCAUCCCAUCAACAGAUGAUGGUUGUUUUAAUUGAUAAAUUGCUUAAAUUGCAAAUUGUCGAUUGUUCGGCAGUGGCCACAUGGAUAUUCUCCAAGGAGAUGACGGGAGAGUUUACGAAAAUGUAUCUCUGGGAGAUAUUACAUCUUACCAUUAAGAAAAUGAACAAGCAUGUCAUCAAGCUGAAUACUGAGCUAAGCGAUGCAAAAGAUAAACUAUCCAAGGCGGAUUCUUCAUCUAGCGAUUCCGAUGAGGAUACACCACAUAAACGCAAGAAACCCAUCACUCAUGCAGACAAACCAUCCGAGGAGGUCGUCGAGCGCAUGGAGGAAAAACUUGAGGCAGCAAAUGUGAAUCAAAAACGUCUGUUCCUGAUUGUCUUUCAGCGUUUCAUUAUGAUACUCUCCGAGCAUUUGUUGCGCUCUGAUACAGACGGACGUGAUCCGGAUACAGAUUGGUAUCGAUGGACAAUUGGACGAUUACAACAGGUCUUUCUUAUGCACCAUGAACAAGUUCAGAAAUAUAGUAGCACACUGGAGACCUUACUUUUCACAUCCGAUCUGGAUACACAUAUUUUGGAGGUGUUCCAACAAUUUGUGGCAUUGCGUGCGUGAAGCCAACAAAAGCAAUGCAACCGGAUAUGAAAAUUCGCUAUAUUUUUAAAUACCAUUGCAAAAGAGGUUGCACAUUUAUUUUGGACAACGAUUUGCAAUGCCAUUAGACAAGCCUUUCCGUUUCUACAACGUAUAACCAAUACUUGAGUCGUUCAAGUUGAUCAAGCUACUAUUCCAUAUUCUCAUUCUAUAUAAUUCAGGUCUCUCAAUUAUUGCAACCGCUUGACAAAAGUUGUCGAGCAUAACAUGAAUUUGCAAGGGUACAAAAUACAAACUAUGGCAUGGCCGUAUUUAGUUCGGAACUCUGGUUUCCUUAUGUAUACACACAUAUAUAUACAUAUAUAUAUAUUUCUAUAUAUGUAUUAAAGAAUUGUAGAAAGUUUAUCACGUUGUCAUGGUCAUAAUGAACAAAACUUACAUAUAUAUGAAACGAUUUAGAUUUGUUCCUUGUUCCAUUAUUUUUGUCCAUUACAAAAUCCAUCAUUCAUAAAUAUAUAUGCAUAUAAAUAUUUAGGCAGACAUUUUGUAAUUUGUUAAACGAACCAAGAGUAAAGUUUAAAAAUAUUUAGACACACAAUUGUAAUAUGUUAACGAUGUAAGAAAAUAGAUAAACCAACAAUACUAAUUUUAAA